Protopterus annectens (West African lungfish) is the source of this 1999-nucleotide messenger RNA. RefSeq names its product small glutamine rich tetratricopeptide repeat co-chaperone alpha (gene SGTA). Gene Ontology annotation, biological process: post-translational protein targeting to endoplasmic reticulum membrane. The record is from RefSeq and is a predicted model, not a curated record. Gene Ontology annotation, molecular function: molecular adaptor activity; protein binding. Lineage: Eukaryota; Metazoa; Chordata; Ceratodontiformes; Protopteridae. The coding region runs from base 309 to 1244 and encodes 311 amino acids. Gene Ontology annotation, cellular component: membrane; TRC complex. The transcript has 13 exons.
ACAAGUAGUCAAAUUAAAAGAACAUCUCUCAACAGCUCAGUUUUUAUUUGCAACAUAAUUGAAAGAGUCACAGCAAAGAAAACGCACAUAUAAAAAAUGUAUAAAUGAAACUCAAAGCUUUCCUUUCUAACACUUCCGCCGUUACAGUUACACCCUCCCUCCUGUCAGGACGAUUCAACUUCCUGCAAGAAUAGAAAAUUAGUACGCAUGCACUCACUACAAGAGCUCUACCGGCUAGAACGGAUCUGUAAGGCGAGGUUUUGGUGGUAAUUGUGGACAGCCUUGCACUGCAGUGGAUUUUAGGAACCAUGACUGACACAAAGCGACUUGCCUACUCCAUUGUCCAGUUUCUGAAACAGCAGUUAAGUUCUGGAGAACUUUCCUCAGAUGCACAAGAGAGUUUAGAAGUUGCAAUCCAGUGUUUGGAAACUGCAUUUAGUGUUUCUGCAGAGGAUCAUGAUCUUGCUGUGCCUCAGUCCCUCCCUGAAAUCUUUGCAUCAGCAAUAGAAAAGGGGCCACCCCAUAUAACUGUUAACUCUGUUAGUGCAACGCCAUCGGAGGAUGAUCUGGGAGAGGCUGAGAGAUUAAAAACAGAAGGUAAUGAACAAAUGAAGGUUGAAAACUAUGAGUCUGCAGUAAGUUUCUACACAUUAGCCAUUGACCGGAACCCCAGGAAUGCUGUAUAUUACUGCAAUAGGGCGGCAGCUUACAGUAAAAUGGGGAACUAUGAACAAGCUGUACAGGACUGUGAAAAGGCAAUAGAAAUUGAUCCCAAUUACAGCAAAGCCUAUGGACGAAUGGGAUUAGCAUUGGCUAGUUUAAAUAGACAUACAGAUGCGGUGCUGUACUAUAAAAAAGCCUUGGGUCUUGAUCCAGAGAAUGAAACUUACAGAUCCAACCUGAAGAUUGCAGAGCAAAAAAUGAAAGAAGCUUCCAGUCCUACAAAUGCAUUUGGUGGUUUUGACCUAGCUGGCCUGUUGAGCAAUCCUGGCUUUAUGAGCAUGGCCUCAAGCCUAAUGACAAAUCCUCAAGUACAACACCUAUUGUCUGGUAUGCUGUCAAGUCAAAAUCCACUAGGAACAGCUGGUGCUAACCCUACAACUAAUGAUCUUUCAAGCCUUAUUCACGCUGGCCAGCAGUUUGCUCAGCAGAUGCAGCAGGAAAACCCAGAAUUGAUCGAGCAGCUACGAAGUCAUAUCCGAAGUCGGACUCCUAGUGCCAGUAAUGAGGAAGCUCAACAAUAGCAAUAUACAAAGCAAAGGUCAAAAACAUAGGAAAACCACACACAACAGAGUGAUUUCUGAGCCUGGUCGUGAGGACUGGAAGUUGGAUAUCGUGUCUCUCUUGGGAGCUUGAUGAGCAUCAGCAUCUGUGUUUAGUACCUGCAUGUUGAGGCUUAUGUUAAAGAACCAGUUCGCUGUAAAUAAAAAACAAAAUGCUGCCAACUUUAUAAUUUCCUAAGGAUAAAUGAAUUCACCCUUUUAUAGAUUUAUUUCACGUAAUGUUUAGGUCUGCUCUGUACAGAGGUACUUGCUACAGCCAGAUUUGAACUAUUCUCUCGUUUAAAGGACCUGAAGAUGAGUGCUGCAGCAUGAUCGGAACCUCUGAAUCAGUCAACAUCAGCCUCAGUUCCUGCUCCCUCCUGCCCAUGUUCCAUCUAGUCAGAUUGUAAAGCUUGAAUAUGUGAUGCCAAUGUGCUUUUGUUUCCUGAGGCUAACAGCCCAGGUCUGGCAGUAUUUUAACCUCACCAGGGAAUUGGUAUAACAUAACUAAGCUCCUUUUGAAUAACAUACAAAGUGAUUAUUCAUAAGCCAAAUAGUUUUAACUACAAAAUUGCUUUUUUACAGGAACAGCAGUAUUUUAAGUGAAGCAUUAGCUUGAAAUUGGUUAUCAUUGACUUAGAGUUGCUUUAGAAUGUGACUGUUACGAUACAGAAGUGCAGUGGCCUCCAUUUUCAGAUUUUAUCAAAGCCCUUUAAAUAAAGGAUAUCUAUCUGACA